Panicum virgatum (switchgrass) is the source of this 1368-nucleotide messenger RNA. Its product is annotated as protein RALF-like 22. The record is from RefSeq and is a predicted model, not a curated record. Lineage: Eukaryota; Viridiplantae; Streptophyta; Magnoliopsida; Poales; Poaceae. The coding region runs from base 734 to 1105 and encodes 123 amino acids. The transcript has a single exon.
CCAGCCCCCGCCGCAACCAGUCCCGUCCGCCGGCCCAAGGCGCAACACCCCGCCUCCGUCCGCAGCUCCAAGAUGCCCUGCCGCAUCCGCAGGAGGACGUGUGGCGGGGAACGCCGGAGGCGCGGGCGUGCGGAGGGGAACACGAUUAGGGAGGGUCGGGUGUGCGGAGGGGAACGGCGAUUAGGGAGGGUCAGGCAUGCGGAGGGGAACACGAUUAGGGAGGGUCCCCAUGUCUGAGAAGAGACGAUCGGGUCCACCGUUCAGUAAGUAAAAACGGAUCAAAGUCAAUUGUACCGCAGAAACGAUCCGCUUAUAAAACGAUCUGUUUUUUAUAAGUAAGUAAAGAUAAAAAAUUAUUUUCAAAUGAGGCAUGGAGUAUCUGGUGUUCAGUUCUUACUUAGGCCAAGAGUUUACAGCCAACAUUAUUAGGUGAUUAGACAAAAGGAGGAAGUCAAAGCUAAACUGGCAAUCAUCAUUUUCAUGAUUCUCCUGUAGGGAGUUCUCUUUUGGGGAGAAGAUAUAUCCUGUUAGUGGAAGCCCAAUCCUAUCAACUGCCAAGAGAGAGGUCGAAAGUCAAUGGCAGCUGGAGGCCCGCCUGUCCAAAUGAUUCCUCCUCCCCUUGCCCGUCUCGUGUUUAAAAUCUCUGACAUGUGCGCGCCCUUGCCGGCCAUAUCACAGGUUCCCGGCGGGCACAGAGCGAGAGAGACCCCGGCACGUCGUCCAUCCCAUCGCCAUGGCACGGCACGCUCCGCUGCUCUUCACCAUCGCGGCCGUGCUCGCCGUGGCCGCGGCGUCGGCGUCGUCCUACGUGCGCGCCGCGGACAAGGAGCUGAUGAUCAUCGGCGGCGACGACGACGUGUUCGGGCUGGGCGGCGUGAUCGGCGGCAGGCGGCGGCUGGAAGACCUCAACGGCACGAGCCCCGACGCGAACGCGACGAGCGCCGACGGCAACUCCACGAGCACGGGGUACAUCAGCUACCUCGCGCUGUCCAGGGACAGCGUCCCGUGCUCGCAGCGCGGCGCGUCCUACUACAACUGCCGACCCGGCGCAGAGGCCAACCCCUACAGCCGCGGCUGCUCAGCAAUCACGCAGUGCCGCGGCUGAGGUAGGCGGCGGCCGCAGGGCCUGUUCCAGGGCGUUGCUGUCUCCGCUCUGCCAUUUCGCGCCGUUUGUCUCUUUUUCUUUGCUUUGCUUAUUAAUUUGUUGAUGCUUCACUUGGGCCCGAGCAGCUGAAAACGAAUUUAAUUCAUCUUUACCAUUUCGCCGUGUAAAUCGUUGCUAUUCUUGUGCUAAGAGUGACGUUGUGUGUUUGUGUGAUGUAUGGCGGCCAUAUAACCAAAUAUAUAAGUCAACUGAUUCUUACAGCA